Molecule: messenger RNA, 753 nt
Organism: Enterobius vermicularis (human pinworm)
Lineage: Eukaryota; Metazoa; Nematoda; Chromadorea; Rhabditida; Oxyuridae
Source: the annotation of a GenBank genome assembly
AUGUCGCUGUUUACUCCAAUGAUAGUGUUACUGAGCCUCCUUAUCCGCUUUAUUUCUGCCUCAUAUGUCAACGUUGACGACGACGCAAUAAUUCACUUAACUCCUGGAAACGUAACAACGACCCGAAAGAUCGCUGUAAAUGGCUCACUCUUCUGUGGCUACCAUCGCGCUGAUCUCAAUGCAUCGUUCAAUCCCGACUACACUCUCGACGCAACUAAAGUGCCCAAAGAUGGUUCUUUUACGCUUAUCGGGGAACGAAACGCGACAAUUAGCGACGGCGAACUGUUUUCCCCGGCACUAAACGAGACUUACCGUCGAUUCAUUAUAAAAAUUCCAAGUAGAUAUAUCAACUCUAAUGAAACAUUCGACGCGGGAACAAUGAAUCUUGAACUUUAUUAUCCAGGUCAAACAGAAGGAAAUAUCUUUUAUCACAACAAGAAACCUUUACAAAUUACCGGUCGGUUGAGAUGCCAUGAAAUGAACCCUACCAGGAAAGUUCGCGUAUAUGGCUCGCCACGGAGAGACGCUGAGUCUCUUCUCUCCGAGCAAGUUUUGAGAAACGAUACGUUCACAAUGAAUGUAGUAUAUACAAGCACUUUGCAGCCAACGAGAGUAUAUCGUCAGAUCAAUGUUGCCGUACCAUUCUAUUAUUACAACGAAGGACGAGUCGGUUUGCAGCCGUUCAGUAUCGGUAGCUACAAUUUAGAGGUUGAAUACCCUGGCGAAACCAAACUGGUCCUCGACGACGACUAG